Messenger RNA from Sphaeroforma arctica JP610, 167 nucleotides. RefSeq lists its product as hypothetical. The annotation marks the transcript as partial. NCBI's taxonomy places the organism in Eukaryota, Ichthyosporea, Ichthyophonida. The record is from RefSeq and is a predicted model, not a curated record. The transcript has a single exon.
AGAGUUGAACGACACCUUCAGCGUUGCUAAGCAGACGAGCGCGCUCAAGGCCAAGAUGGAGGUGCAACUAGAACGGGACAUCUCACUUGUCAGUCACAAGACAGCGCAGAACGUCUCCAUUCUGCUGUCGAAGAUACUCUCGGCUCAUAGCAUCCAGUGGCUGUGUG